Molecule: messenger RNA, 573 nt
Organism: Helicoverpa armigera (cotton bollworm)
Lineage: Eukaryota; Metazoa; Arthropoda; Insecta; Lepidoptera; Noctuidae
Gene: mRpS16
Product: small ribosomal subunit protein bS16m
Exons: 3
Coding region: 105-506 (133 amino acids)
Biological process (GO): mitochondrial translation
Cellular component (GO): ribosome; mitochondrial small ribosomal subunit
Molecular function (GO): structural constituent of ribosome
Source: RefSeq, a predicted model, not a curated record
CCAAUUUCUGAACGAAACUUCACCUGUCUUAUCGAGUAGCACUUUGUUUUUAGGUUAACUUGUGUUAUUUGUGUUGAAAAUAUAAAAUUACAUAAACCUGAGAGAUGGUUUUGCCUCCAGCGAGUGGAACUGGCAAAUAUUUCGUUACAGCAGCAAAAUCCAUACGUUUGAUUCGUCAAGGAUGCACAAACAGGCCAUUCUUCCAUAUAUCAGUAACUCACCGCAAGAGGCUGAACACCCAGCCAGUCAUUGAACAGCUAGGUUCAUACGAUCCUAUGCCAAACGCUAACAAUGAAAAGCUAGUUGCUUUGAAUUUGGAACGAAUAAAGUUCUGGUUGGGCCAAGGUGCUCAUGUUACCGAGCCUGUUGCUGAACUUCUUGGUCUAUCUGGCUUCUUCCCCAUCCACCCUAGAUCUUACAUGAUGGCUUGGAGAAACAGGAGAACAGAGAGAGAGAACCUCGCCAAGCAAGAAGCAGAAAAAGCUAAAGAAGAAGCCACCAAAUAGUCCUUAGUUACUUGUUCUAGUUAAUGCAUUUUUAGUUUAUAGUGAAAUAAAUGGUUUAAUAUUUAAA